GAAAUUACCGUUAGCAUGUCUAGUCCGGUACACCAUAUAUAUGACAUGGGCUGUGUUGCGGGAUAUAUAUACACUGCUUCUGUCACGGUUCGCCGUCUGCUUGACGCUGAUAUCCUCACUCACCGCCGCCAUUUCCGUCACUUCAACCAACUCCUGGAACAUUACCAAUGAUAUCGAAGGAUCGGUUCGUCUCAACGGCCUCGCCUUCCAGCAACAUGCCUUGACCACCUUUGGCGACUACCAGUAUGUCGCCUUCUAUAAGACGGCCACGGGAUAUGGCAAACACUACGUCAACCUUGGUCGACGUCGCGUCGCGCCUUCGCUAGGCGAGUGGCAGUAUCUUGCAUUCACUGACUACGUACAAACGACGCUGGAUGAGCACAACACCAUAAGUAUGGGCAUUAGUGGGGAUGGUAGGAUCCAUUUAAGCUUCGACCACCACGAUGUACCGCUAAAUUACCGCGUGAGCAACGGAGGCAUUGCAAAGACCAUACCUUCCGAAUGGACUGCAAGUGCAUUUGGGUCCGUUCAGCACAGUCUACCGGGAAGUACAGGGCCGUGGACACCGCUAACAUAUCCUCGGUUCGAGAGCAUCGACAACGGCGACUUGCUCAUGGAGUUUCGCAUUGGACAAUCCGGCGCGGGGGAUUCCUGGAUCCAUCGCUACUCUUCCACGAGCGGACAAUGGAGCAAUGUUGGUAAAUAUCUCCAGGGCCAGGACAACAAUGCCUAUAUCAAUGGUUUCACCAACCAAGAUGGGAAGUUAUUUGUCUCCUGGACGGUUCGAGAGACGCCGGACGCGAGCACGAAUCAUGAUUUCUACUUCGCGCUCUCCGACGAUGCAGGACGAACAUGGAAACAGACUAACGGCCAAAGCGUCACCAAGCCGAUAACCCCGUCAACACCCGGAAUCAAAGUGUUUACUAUCCCGCAGAAGAGUGAAAUAAUCAACCAGGAGGCACAAUGUGCCGACCAAAAGGGACGCUUCCAUGCUCUUAUGCGGGAUAAAUCAUCCGGUACACCUCGCUUCUACCACUACCUCCGCACUGCUGAUGGCAAGUUCACCAAAACCGCCAUCAAUGCCCCUGGACUCUCCACGCCACCAUACCUUGCGUACCGUGGAAAAAUUGCGGCGACUGGAGACAAUGUUGUUGCUAUUUUGCCCGAUCAACCCAAGCAGACGGUCCAAAUAUGGGCUGCGACUGCUGGCGGAGGAUACACUGAUUGGAAAAAGCUUGCAGAGAUUACCAAUAUGGCGGGUGAGCCAUUGGUGGACGAGCAGAGGCUGGAUAAGUUUGGUGUGUUGAGUCUGUUUGUGCGCCAAGGGGGGGCUUUCGGGACGAGGAAGGUGCAGGUUUGGGACUUUGGCCUCGCGUUGUGACUGCUUUUCCUGGUUUAAAACAGUCUUCCCUAUGCCCACGUCCUAUAUGCUAGUUCGUGAGUCGCAAUGGCAAUGCCUAGGUGGGUUGUGCAGACUUAGUGCAUGGGAUAAUUCCCGGGAAGAUGUGAUUCGCUAACACUAAGUCGCGACAUCAUCGUACGUCUCCGCAUAUGUACCCCAGUUCAACAGAUCAUCUACCUGC
Molecule: messenger RNA, 1583 nt
Organism: Cucurbitaria berberidis CBS 394.84
Lineage: Eukaryota; Fungi; Ascomycota; Dothideomycetes; Pleosporales; Cucurbitariaceae
Exons: 2
Coding region: 41-1381 (446 amino acids)
Source: RefSeq, a predicted model, not a curated record